GCUCUAGCCACCACACCUCCUUGUCGUCGCUGCUCCCCGUCCCGCGAGCCGCGAGGGUGUUGGUCCGCCCCGCAGGGGGGCGCUCUGGGCCUGCGGAGGCGACGCUCUGGUGGUGGUGGCGGCCGCGCGGGCGGGAGGCGGCGGUAUGUCGGGCUGCGAGGAGGAGGUGGGGGACAGCUACAGCUCGGCCGAGGAUGAGGACUACGUGCCCUCAGGUGCGGAGUACAGCGAGGAGGACGAGAGUGAGCUGCUGAGGGAGGAGGAGGAGGAGGCGGAGGCGGCCGGCCCGAGGCCCACCCGCAGCAGGAGCAGCCCCCGGCGGGCCGCCUGCAGGAAGAAGAAGAGGAGAGGCCUUGUGCUCGAGGCUGAUGAGAAAGAGGAAGGAAAGGCUCAGGAAAACGAAGAUGAGGAGGAUGACUUAAAGCAGUCAGAAAGAGACCAGGAAGAAGAAGAAAAAAAAAAAGAGGAUGCACUUUGGGCCAGCUUCCUCAGCGAUGUGGGACAGAAGCCCAAGGCAGUGGCCACACAAGCGACACGUGCUGACAAGACUGGAGACGAGAAGAGCGUGAACAAGCUUCAGGGGAAACCGAAAGAGUCUGAGAAGCCAAAAGAUUCAGGAAAAGUCACGAUCACCAAAGUGUUCGACUUUGCUGGUGAGGAAGUCAGAGUGACUAAAGAAGUGGACUCAACCUCAAAAGAAGCUAAAUCUUUUUUGAAGCAGCAAGAGAAGUGGCAGUCAUCAGCUCCCGGUUCCCUCCCAACUGUCUCUGGGGUGAAGAGGCCGAGCGGUAUCAGCAGCCUCCUGGGGAAGAUUGGCUCCAAAAAGCAGAAGAUGAGCACGCUGGAGAAGUCCAAGCUGGACUGGGAGAACUUCAAGGAGGAGGAGGGCAUUGUGGAGGAGCUGGCGAUCCACAACCGAGGGAAAGACGGGUACAUCGAGAGGAAGGCGUUCCUGGAGCGCGUGGACCACAGGCAGUUCGAGAUCGAGCGUGACAUCAGGCUGAGCAGGAUGAAGCCCUGAGGGCCGGGAUGGCUGUGGGGUCCCGCUGCCCUGUGCCCCAGCUGGGAGACGCCAGCCCCCGCCUGGCCACAGGGCACAGAAACUGUUCUCUACCCAAGCCUGUUUGUCUCGGCAGGUUUUUCCUUUUACUGUAAUGUUUGGGGAGGGUGCUUGUCAGUGGGCAGUGCGUGCUGCGAGGGUCCCAUCACCCAGCAGGUGACAGAAGUGACCCCGUGGCACCGAUCCUUCGCCACCGCUGGGUGUUGCCGGGCUCACACACAAACCAGUAUCGGCUGACGUGUGCGGUGGUGAGAGGGGCCGCGGGGAAGGCUUUGUGGCUGCUGCGUGUGCACAGGCUGUAGGGCUGGAGCCCUGCGCCCUGCUCUGCCAGCCCUGCAGCCUCCCCUGCCCCUCCUCGCUCUUGCCCAGACAAAGCCGAACUGUCUGCACUUGUCUGUGGGGUCUGAUGGUGCUGGGGGUUUUGAAGCAAGCCGAUGAAGAAAUCCUCCCUUGUUCGCUCCGUCGAGGAGCUCAGAGCAGCUGCGGCAGGCAGGCCGGGCCAGGGUCUGUUCACGUGAAUAAAGUGUUCCAUCCUGGCGCUCCGUGUGCUCACAGCCUGGCUGCUUUGGGAAGCAGAGGGCAGAGAAAUUGAGGGUCGCUGUUACAAGCGUGCAACCACGAUCGUGGAAAUCCCUGCACGGCACCUGCCUGCCCUUGGUCCAGAGAGCUCACCGGGCUGUCCGCAUGGGAUGCUGCAGGGCAGAAGCAGCCACGGGCAUCUCCCACACUGUUCCGUGGCAGCGCCAGGCCCAUGCUCACCGCCGGCGCUGGCCCCGUGCCUCGGCCCCGAGCCUGGGCUGAGCUCCGGGCUCACGUGUCGGCUGCUGAGUCAGCCCUUGUGCUGGGGAUGCGCUGGGGAUGGACACGAACAAAACACCACGUGCUCGGGGAGCCGCAGCCCUUGGCUGCGUUACGCACAGGAUGAGCUCUUAUCGACCUGCUUCAACGAGCCCCAAAUGGGACGGCACCGAAGCGGGGCUGGUGGGACAGAUGCCUGCGCCUGCCGACACUUCCAAGCCAGUCACUCCAUGGCAGCGGGGAACGGCUGUGCCUCUGCUGCCCAUCCCAGCCCGUCCCCGCGCUGUCCCAGCUCUGCUGCAGCCCGGGCAGGGUGGGGGCCGGUGGGAGGUGGCAGCUCCAGUUCCAGCACAGGGCUCGGCUCUGGUGUCCUCUGCCAGCGCUCCCCGGUGUCCUGCAUGUUUCCUCGCUUGGAUCAUGUGUUUCUUGCCUCCCUUUCCUGAAGAUGAGGAGUGAUUUACAGGGCUCCAGAAAACACGGCCUGGCUGCUUAGGAAUUGGAAAAAAAAAAAAAAAGGAAUAAAACGCAACAGAAAAGUA
Numida meleagris (helmeted guineafowl) is the source of this 2397-nucleotide messenger RNA. It is a transcript of the gene CFDP1, whose product is annotated as craniofacial development protein 1. The coding region runs from base 146 to 1021 and encodes 291 amino acids. NCBI's taxonomy places the organism in Eukaryota, Metazoa, Chordata, Aves, Galliformes, Numididae. The transcript has 7 exons. The record is from RefSeq and is a predicted model, not a curated record.